Messenger RNA from Porites evermanni, 878 nucleotides. NCBI's taxonomy places the organism in Eukaryota, Metazoa, Cnidaria, Anthozoa, Scleractinia, Poritidae. The record is from the annotation of a GenBank genome assembly.
AUGAGUGGUUUUUUUGACUUAACAAACAUACCUGCACCUGAUCUUGACAAGCUCCUUUGCAGCUUUUUCAAAGACCUGAGAAAAAAAGAUGGCAGCGACUACGAGCCGGACACGGUCUCCAGUUUACAAAGGAGCACCGAGCGCCACAUUACUGAGCAAAAACUACUCUUUGACAUCCUCAAAGAUGAUGCUUUCUCCCGUUCAAGGAGCGUCUUGGCCACCAAGAGAAAGAGCUUAGUUAAAGAAGGACGUGGGAACAAACUGAACGCUGUCCGUGAGUUGACGGAUGAAGAAGAAGCGAAGCUCUUUGAAACAGGUGAAUUCGGAAAUCACAAUCCACUGGCAUUGCAGCGCACCCUGUGGUGGUUUUUAUCAAUGCAGUUUGGCUUCAGAGCCAGGGAUGAAAGUAGAAAGUUGUGUUGGGGAGAUAUAGUGCUGGACGUGGACGCCGAGACCGGCCGUGAGGUGCUAGUGUAGACAGCCGAAAGGGAAGCAAAACGCGCCAAGGUCUUGAAGACGGUCAUCAACGUCAAUGCUGUCCUAAAGCGUUUGCCACCGGCACAAAAAGAUGCCCUGUUCUUUAUUACAAGUCGUUUAAGGCCCGCCGUGCGCAGAAAGCUAACAGCCCAGAAUUGCCAUUCUAUGUGGCAGUUAAUCACUAAACCUGGCGCCAAAGCCAAGUUUGGUACAAGAGCUCACCACUCGGCAAGAACGAAAUCGGAAAAUCUAUGUCCACGGCGGCAAAAAAUGCCGGUUUAGCAGCUCAAAAAAAGAAGAUAUCCAAUCAUUCCGUCCGUAAAACGUCAAUUUACCGUCUGCUUGAUGCUGGUGUGCCAGAAAAUUUUGUGAUGCAACUAAGUGGCCUCAAAAAUCUUCAA